AUGCUGUCGUUGUUUGGAUCCCCGUUGUUGUUUGGAUCCGCCAACGUCGUUUAUAUUCUAGGAAAAAACUUGGUAGUUUUUAUUUUCGGAGGCUUACUUGCUUAUCUAUUUGGACAAUACUUCGCUGAACUAUCAUCUUUCGCCCACGAGAAGGAGUUAUUGCUGAAGGAGUUAGAGGAAGCCUACCUGAUGAACCUAACUCUCCUCGACGAAAUUGAGGCCAGUAGCGAUAAGGAAGAACUUCUAGCCGAAACUAUUGAAGAACUGGCCAAGGAUUUAGCAGAUGAACAGUAUCGCGUCGACGAACUGGUCAAUAUUGUUGAUGAAGAUCAGCUGAGGCUGACGAAAGCUGAGAACGACAAUGAGGAUAUUGUUUCUCGGAAUCUGCUCCUAAGGAAGGAAAAUGAAAAAUGUCAAGAUGCGAUCAUCCAGCGAAAUAAAAAGGUUGACAAGCUUGAGGAACAGCUGAAACUCAAAGGCACAGAAUGUGCAAGGAACGGAGAAGUUAUUCGAGAACUGAGAGAGGAAAUAGCAGAUAAUGAGUUAUACUGCGAUGUUCUCGAAGAGAAGGUCAAGCAUCAUGAAGAAGAAGCAGAGAAAACGAAGUAUCUGGUUUCAGACCUCAAAGAAAACCUGAAAGAGUUUCAAGAUCAAGUAAAUGUUCUUCGUGCCAGAAAUUGUGAUCUCCUGAGAAGCAUGGAAAGAGAGGCACACGAGAAUUUUGGUCUGGAGAGGGAGGUCCAAAUGCUUCAAGAUGGAAAUCAGCGCCUUCAACGGGAUCUGGCUCUUAAGGAAUCGCAAAUUGCCGCCUCGAUGGAAGCGCUUCACGAUGAAAGAAGGAAAAAUGAGAUCCUGGCAGAAGAGCUACUAGUGAUGAAAAAGUGGAUCGCCGAAUUAGCUGGAGAAAAGGAAAAAAUGAAAGAUACGCUCGUGGAAAAAGAAUGCCACAUUAGCUCAGCAGCUGAACUUAUGGAAAAACAGAGAGAAAAGAAUCGCCUUCAGGCUGAAGAACUCCAGGUACUAAGAAACUGGAUCGCUGAGUUAGCAGGAGAAAAGGAGAACCUGAAAGAGAAACUGGCAGAAAAGGAAAUGGAAGCAAAUGCAGUUAAAAAAGUUGCAGAACUGCUUGAAAUAACAAAAGAAAAAGUAACAGAACUCGAGAGUACCUUGAAACAGGUACAGGAACGAAUUAGAGAGGCAGAAGAAAAUGCAGACAAAGAGAAGUUAAAUGAUGAAAAGGAAGUAUAUUUGCGAGCGGAAAAUGAAGAGGGCGACGAUUCAGACAAAGAUAAUGAAGUGGAAUCAGAGGUCAACCAGGACAGUGAAGGAUAUGCUCACGAAGCAAAUAAAGUAGGAGAGUUAGAACGGAAGGACGUUAAUCAGGAGGACGUGGAACUCACAGAGGACAAUAAAGAGGAAAGAGAAGAAAUGGAACAAUGUCCUCAAACUAAUAACGAAGAAAGCAAUAAAGUGGACACGAAAAAUAUCCUCAAAAAGAAGAGGAGAAACAAGAAGAGGAGAAAGCCUGCUGGAGAAGAGGACAGCAGCAGGUUGUGCGUGGUCCAGUCUUUGGUCCUUGAAACGCACAAUGAAAACUUGCACAGUAUCAUGUUGCCUGCUGAAUUCCAGGAGCUCCUCCAGAAAAAUGAAAACGGUCUCGACUUCGUCAAAUAUAAGAACAAAGUCAUGCUGAACUUCAUGCACCACGACAAGGCGCAUGUGAGAGCUGUGCUUAGCAGAUGUUCCAAAUCUGCUGCUGAGGAAGUUCUCAUUGAUCUCCAAAAAUUGCUUCUGAGGAUUCUAAAAUAG
Molecule: messenger RNA, 1809 nt
Organism: Macrobrachium nipponense
Lineage: Eukaryota; Metazoa; Arthropoda; Malacostraca; Decapoda; Palaemonidae
Product: probable DNA double-strand break repair Rad50 ATPase
Exons: 1
Coding region: 1-1809 (602 amino acids)
Source: RefSeq, a predicted model, not a curated record